AUUGGCGAUAGUGGUGAAUAUAUAUGUAUAAGAUAGUGGAUAGUAUUUUUUAUUAGCAGUAUACGUCACGGUAUACUGGUUCAUAUAUUACUAAAAGUGUUGAUAACACUUUCAGUAAGCAUAAAAAAUUCAGAAUAGUAAUGAAUUUUCCAUCUAUGGGGUUUCUGGCUUGUGAAACAUUGUUUAUGUUUCAAAAGUUGUACAAUUUGGUCGCAUCGUGAAUGUAUGUGUUGUGCUGAUCAAGAAUCAAUUUAUUUAUAAAAAGACUAAAAAAUGGAAGAUACAAGCAAAAUGCGUAGUUGUAUAGAAUUAUACAAAUCCAUGCCAGAACUGUGGGACUGCAAAAAUGAAAAUUAUAAAAAUAAAAAUAUUCGCAAUAAGAGAUAUAAUAAACUGUUAGUUGAAUAUAAAAAAGUGAAAAAAGAUAGUACACUUGAUGAAUUAAAGAAGAAAAUCGCUAAUAUGCGUACGUGCUAUCGCCGUGAAUUAAAGAAAGUCCUUAGAAGCCAAAGGUCUGGGACAGAUGACAUUUAUGUAUCCAAUUUAUGGUACUUUGACUUAUUCGAUUUUUUACGAGAUGUGGAAAUGCCAGGUCGAUCAAGUUUAAGUUCAGAUGAAGAAGAAAGUGGUAUUAUAAAUGUGAAAAAGAUGAAGAUGUCCAAGAAAUCAACAACAGCCGACACAAGAAUUGAAUUACUUAAGAAAGCGGUCGAUCAUUUAGAGUCAUCUGCAAAAAUUACAAAAGUCGAAGACGAAGCUAAUACUUAUGCGAAUGGAUGGGCUUACAUGUAUAAGCAAAUGAAUCCAAAUCAACAACUAUUUGCCAAACGAGCGAUCGAGGAAAUUUUAAUAUUGGGACGUUUCAACAAAUUAAAUUUUGAUACUGUACAAUGUAUUACCAAUCAAUCGGCUAAUUCUCUUACUACAAUUUCAAGAGAUACUACACCAUGUUCUACCCGUUCGAUGCCUGUAAAUUUUUAUGAAGACUCUGUCCAUUUUCCAAAGAAUGAAACAUGAACUAAAAGAAAUAAUCUUUCUAUGUAUAUAAAUAAAUAAACAUUACUCUAUUCGUAA
Messenger RNA from Lucilia cuprina (Australian sheep blowfly), 1074 nucleotides. RefSeq lists its product as uncharacterized. The transcript has 2 exons. Lineage: Eukaryota; Metazoa; Arthropoda; Insecta; Diptera; Calliphoridae. The record is from RefSeq and is a predicted model, not a curated record. Bases 274 to 1017 code for a protein of 247 amino acids.